Messenger RNA from Entrophospora candida, 1464 nucleotides. The record is from the annotation of a GenBank genome assembly. NCBI's taxonomy places the organism in Eukaryota, Fungi, Glomeromycota, Glomeromycetes, Entrophosporales, Entrophosporaceae.
AUGGCGGAUCCAAUUGUCACUUCAGAAGGCCUUAGUGAGUAUGAUGGUGGUGACAUUGAUAAAGAAAAUUUGAAUGUUUAUGAUAUUGGUCAAUUCAUACAGCAUCAGCAAGAAUUCUUUGAACAACAAGAACAAAACUUUAAAAAACAACAACAAUUAUCCUCACAAUAUCAGCAGCAACUUUUACAACAACAACUACAAUUUUUAGAACAACAACAAAAACUACAACCCUUAGAAGAAAAAAAACAAAUGAAAAAACUCACACAACAAUUACAACAAUUGCAACAGCUCUUGCAACAACAACAACAUUUACAACAACAACAGCAACAAACACUACAACAACAGCAACAACAAGAACAAAUUUUACAAGAACAGCAACAAACCUCACAAAAGCAACUUUUAGAAGUUUUAGAACAACAGCAGCAACUCUUACAACAACAAUUACAACAACCUCCACAAAAACAGCAACAAUAUUUACAACAACAGCAAAAAUUAUUAGAACAACAGCAACAAUUAACACAACAGCAGCAGCAACUCUCACAACAACAACAACAGAAACAACCCUUACAACAACAGCAAGAAUUCUUGCAACAACAAAAAUUCUUACAACAACAGCAAGAGCAUUUACAACAACAGCAAGAACUCUUACAACAACUGGAACAAUUCAUACAGCAGCAGCAACAACAGCAACUCUUAGAAUGUCAACAAAAACCCACUCAACACCAGCAGCAUCCCUCAGAACUCUUAGAACAACAUCAACUCUUAGAAUGUCAACAAAAACCCACUCAACACCAGCAACAUCCCUCAGAACUCUUAGAACAACAUCAACAGCUCCUACAAAAACAGCAAAACUUUACACAACAUCAGCAACAACUCUUGAAGAAUCAGCAAAAAUUCACACAAUUGCAAUUAUUACAACAAUUUGUGCAAGGACAAGUUACAAUACCAACGAACCAUUUUGAUUUUGGGAAGCUUUCAAUAAUUAGUAAAGAUGAUUAUACUAAUAUUUUAAAAGAUCAGGAGGAAUUAAAAAGUGAAAUCAAAAAAUUGGUGAAUAAAAACAACGAAUCAGAAAGCAAAUCCAACAAGAUAAUCCAUGAAUUGAAAAUUACAUACAAUGACUUGGCUAGUAAACACAAUGAAUUAACAAGUAAAAAUAAAGAAUUGAUUGAAAAAGAUAAAUUAGAAAGAAAAAACAAUCAAACAAUCAAUGAAUUGAGAAAUAAAAUCCAAAAACAAGAACAAACAAUUAGUAGAUUUAGUAAUGAAAAUGAUGGAAACAACGAUCAAGCAAUCAAUGAAUUGAGAGAUGAAGUUAAUAAAUUGAAAAGUGAAAACAAUGAAUUGAAAAAUAAAAACAAUAAAACAAUCAGUAAAAAAAAUAAUACCAUCAAUAAAUUGAAUAACGAAAACAAUAAAUUGAGAAGUGAACUCAAGAAAUUGAAAAGUAAAGUAGUGAAUUGA